AUGGCGUCAAGAGUUCGCCUCAGCCUCCCCUACCCCGAUGCCACGGAUCCAGAGCGGCCGCCGCCGGCCCUAACGAGCGACCUCCUCGAGGAGAUCUUCCUCCGCGUCGCCUCCCCUGCGGACCUCGCCCGCGCCUCCACCGCUUGCGUCUCCUUCCGCCGCCUCAUCGCUGACCCCGCCUUCCUCCGCCGGUACCGCUCCAUUCACCCGCCCUUACUCCUCGGCUUCGUUAGCUCCUAUGGCUUCCAUCCUGCCGAGGCGCCCCAUCCCUCCGCUGCCGUCGCCCGAGCUGUCGCGUUUUCCUUCGACUACCUCCCUUGCACCACCAGAAGGCACCGCUGGCAUCCGUGCGAUGUCCGCGACGGCCGCGUCCUCCUCAAGUGCAGUCGCGUGGAAGUCCUCGUCUACUGGGACCUCCUGGUGUGCGACCCGUUGUGCCGGCGAUACCUGCUGCUGCCUCCCAUAACCGACGACCUACUCUCCUCCAUCGGGAUCCAAACCAAAAAUAUUUCCCAUUCGGGGGCCUCCUUCAUCCGUUCAGGAGGCAUAGAGGAGGAUACAUCAUUCAGUGUGAUCCGCUGGAUGCAAUCCAACUCAAGGUUGGGGGUAUUUAUGUUCUCUUCGGGCUCUGGCUGCUGGAGUGUCAGUACCUCUAUCAGUUGGGGCGAUCUAGGCUUGGACGAAAUUGAUCUGUUGAUUUCAAGCCAAUGUGUGUAUGACUGCUUCUAUUGGAAAUUAACCAACAUGAACACGUUGAUCAAGCUCGACAUGAAUAGUAUGCGGUUUUGCAGUAUUGUCCUCCUGCCUGGCCAUGAGGAGCGGCAAAUCGUCAUUGUGGAGUCAGGGGAAAGUAGGGUUGCAAUGUUUAGUAUAAUUUAUGAAGGCACAUCUGUGGAUUAUUACACCUUUUCGCAAAAUGGCAGUGAGAAGUCCCAUGAGUGGCUUUUAAAGAGUACCAUCCCCUUGCCUGCCCAUUAUACUAGUGAAUGCUACAUUGGUGGUCCAGCUGAAGGAUGCAUUUUCAUACAAUGCUUUCGAGAUGAAGAGGAUACAAAGUAUUCAGCAUUUUUUUCACUUGAGAUUAAGUCUUUCAAUAUUGAGAGGGUCAGAAGGACAAGGUUCGCUGCUUUUGCCUAUCCAUAUUUUGGUUUCCCACCAUCUAUGUCACCAAGGAGGAUUUAA
Messenger RNA from Miscanthus lutarioriparius, 1182 nucleotides. The record is from the annotation of a GenBank genome assembly. Lineage: Eukaryota; Viridiplantae; Streptophyta; Magnoliopsida; Poales; Poaceae.